CAACUCACAACUUGGGAUUAUCAAAACCUGUAAAAUACAGAAACGAAACCAAAAACAUAACCAAAUGAAUAUAUGAUCGUUGGUGAGUUUUUCUCACAGCAACCGACUCUCUUCUGCAAUCAUAUAAAAGAUAUUGUUGUACAGAAUCGAAUGGUUUUCCCAAAUCAAAACUUAAAAUCCAAUCUGAAAAAAAACGGAAGGAUGAGAUCGUCGUCGAAAGAAAACAACCGUGCCAUCAGCGGCAAGAUGUUCGAACUCCAUAAUCGCCUCCACCAUGCCUUCAAUCUUGCUCUCAACAGAUACAAUGAUGACCCGGGGAGGAAAUGGCAGUUUACAGAUAUUGAGACACAGAUUCUUGUAGUCCGCUCAAUUGAUGCAUUUCUUGAUUGUAUGACUACUGACACAUUAGAACACCCACUUGUGAAGGAUUCAGUUGCAGAUAUGGUUGAGGCACUGGGGAGUAUUAUUCAAUUAAAAAAUGAAGCUGUAUUGAGCUUGGCAUUAAGGGUGGCCCCAAAGAUGGUUAGAAAUUUACUUAAACUACCAUCUCAUUUGUUAGAUCUUGUUCGUCCUUUGUCGUCAUUAUUAUCUUCCCAUCAACUGCAAGUAUCUGUUUCAUGUGGCACUGCUUUGAAUUUGAUAGUCUCAAAUCUAAGUUCAAAAAACGAGAAUCAAGUGUGGAAAAUCUUGGAUGAAACAAACACAGUUGUUCAUCUUGUCAGUAAUAUAUGCGAUUUUUCUAGUGGGAACAAGCCAAUUCAGUAUUUUGAAGAGAUGGCUUCUCUUUUGAGUAAAAUAAUGUGGCGGUGGCCACCUUCCAGGUUUUGUGUUUGGAAUGAUGAUAAAUUGAUGAAAGUCUUGGAGGUCAUCAUUCUCAAUCCUGAUUGUCCACUUAAAGUUGCAGUUUUGGAGUUGUAUUCUGCUAUAGCAUUAUGUGGUAAUGGGGCCCGGAAGCUUCUUGAAAACGGGGAGGUGCUUAUAAAUAUGAUGGUGCACUGCAUGAACAACUCAAAUUCUCAUUCUGUUCAGAUUGAGGGAUUUAAGCUAGCUCAAUGUUUAUCGAUAAAUGAACAAGCACGUUUACAAAUGAUGAAAAUGUGCUGUGAGCCCAUCAUAAAAGCCAUAAUAUGCGUAAUGAGUAGUUUGAGUAUCCAUUCUGGAAAGGUUGCACGAAAUCAGUUGUUUUUAUCAAUGGAAGCAUGUCGCUUGGCUCUAAUCACUCGUUGGCCUGGGGAGCAUCACAAUUAUUUCUGGAGACUAGGAGUUGACAACGUCCUAGUUAAUCUUCUACUCAAUAAUUUCCACAAAUUCAAACAAUCUCAACAUUUCUUGUCAGUAAAAGAACAGAUAGUCAUAGCACAGGAGGGGCUCAAUGCAAAUUUUCUUGUUCUAAGACCAUUUAUAUGGGAUAUUCUUGGUUGGCUUGCAGCACACUGUAACGAAGAUUUCAAUCCCGAGAUGUACGGAAAUCAACUUUGCAUUAACAUCCUUAUGACAUGUGCAUGCUCGGCCUUCGUGGACUCGAUGCAUAAGACAUGUCAGUUACAUCAAAAUGAUAUUGACUAUAUGUUUAAGAGUGAACCAGCAAUUAGGUCAGUUCUUAUGAUGAUAAAUUCUCCCUGCAAGUACAUUGCGUCCCAAGUCAGAUCCAUACUGGAUGAAGUAUUGCGGCUUGAAGUUAAGAGCAAGGAGUAUCUAAAAUACUUAUUGGAUAAUCUAAAUGUAAUGUCUUCUGGAAACGCGUUUGGAUUCCCUGAUAGACGUCAAACUGUCAUAAACUUGAUGAAUUUGGCUUGUUAUUCAGGUCUACCACAAUACCGAAAGCAUGUUAUCAAACAUCAAGGGAUAAAGACACUGUUGGGCUGUAUAAGGUGGUGCUUACACAAUCACGUCCAUGUAAGGAGAUCGAUUAUGGCCCCUCAUCUGCUUAAUAUUUUUCAUGAGAGGACUUGUUGUCGGGCUUAUGCAGAAUAUUGGGAAGAUGAAGACAUGCUCUUGCUUUUUGGUUUGUGGGGACUGGCUGAAUUGAUACACCAUUCUGGUUGUGUAAAAAGUCAUUCUGACAUAUUUGCUAGUCAGAAGGAUCUUAACGAAACCCAGUUAAUUAGUGAACUCCAGAAGAUUUAUAUUGAUGUUUCUACUCCUGGAGCAAGAUGGUAUGCUGCAUACAUUCUUAGUUAUUUUGGAUAUUAUGGAUUUCCAUGUAAAUUUGGAAAGAGGAUUGGAAAAGUACUCAAUGAGAAGGAAUAUGCCGAUUUGGAACUAAUUCUUAAAAAUGAAGAGUCUAUAAGUGUUCAUGGCAUAAUUUUAAAGGUUCGAUGUCCAUCAUUGCUGCCUCCAGAACAAUCAGCCCACAGUGAAGAAGAAAGACAUGAAAUAGAGAAGUCCGAAAGGUUAAGGAAAGAAGUUCGUCUAUCCGCUCGUGUGGAUCGCCAGGCGUUGUCAAAGGUUUUGGACUUUGUUUACUUGGGAUAUUUGGAAGCAGGGGUGGACAUUGUGAUGAAGUUAAAAACUAUUGCUAAACGUUGUAAUUUGCAAUUUCUAUUGCAAAUGCUUUCCAGAAGAAGUGCAAAAUGGGGCACUCCUAUCCCGCGCUUUGAUCUUACCUAUGCUCUUGGGCCAGCUGGGCAUAAAUUUUCGGACAUCAUAUUGGAAGCUAAUGCAACUGAAGUGAUGCAUUGGACAUGCAGUGUUUGUUCCCUCACGUUGCCACACAUGCAUGCUCAUAAAGUGAUAUUGUGGUCAAGUUGUGAUUAUUUUCGGGCCUUGUUACAGUCAGGAAUGCAAGAAAGUUAUUCAAAAACCAUCAAGGUACCUGUUAGUUGGGAAGCGCUGGUCAAACUGUGUAACUGGUUUUAUUCUGGUGAAUUGCCAAAGCCCAUUUCUGGCUGUUUAUGGAAUAAUUUGGAUUCUGAAGAAAAGGUACAUGAAGUGCAACCUUAUGUAGAACUUUGCUGGCUUGCUGACUACUGGCUUCUCGAAAAUAUUCAUGAAGAGUGCUCAAAGGUGAUUAUAUCUUGCUUGGAUUCUGCGAGGCAGUUAUCUUUUAAAGUAAUUCAAAUUGCUGAUAGACUCUCUCAAUGGAAGUUAGUAGAGGUUGCAGCAAAUUACUUAGCCUCUUCAUAUCCUCGCCUUCGCGACUCUGGAGCACUUGAACAACUAGAUGAACGGCUGAUUAAUAUAGUCCGAGAUGCAUUUGUUCAACUUUCUCAAGACCCAAAUUGAUUUGCUAUGCCUUAAUCUCGUUUUUGGAGGCUAAACAAGUUAAAAAAUACAUAUACAGGACAGAGAGUACUUCACAGGAGAUUGAACUGUGGUGAGGAGUGAGUACUUUGUAAAAAAUGUACAGUUGUACAUGUAUAGGCUUCUUUAUAUAUUGAUAUGUGAACACAUCUUCCCAUGUCUAGUGAAAAAUAUGUUCAUUGAAA
Messenger RNA from Cornus florida, 3428 nucleotides. Its product is annotated as BTB/POZ domain-containing protein At1g04390. The transcript is spliced from 8 exons. Bases 73 to 3225 code for a protein of 1050 amino acids. The record is from RefSeq and is a predicted model, not a curated record. Gene Ontology annotation, molecular function: protein binding. Lineage: Eukaryota; Viridiplantae; Streptophyta; Magnoliopsida; Cornales; Cornaceae.